Molecule: messenger RNA, 1431 nt
Organism: Cutaneotrichosporon cavernicola
Lineage: Eukaryota; Fungi; Basidiomycota; Tremellomycetes; Trichosporonales; Trichosporonaceae
Exons: 1
Coding region: 1-1431 (476 amino acids)
Source: RefSeq, a predicted model, not a curated record
AUGUCCUGCUACCACAACCGCUCGCCCUCCCCUCUUCCACUAGGCCGACCGUCAGCCGCCUGGCUCCAUUCUCCGUCAUCCUUGCCGCCAAACCACAGUGCCCCUCCUGCACUACACUACACUCAAACUCUGCGCUACCCAUUCCGUAACCUCAAACCUGUCAAGUACGUGUUGCCUCCGCGCCAGUCUCAGUCGUCUAAGCCUGUCCAGAAGCUGGGCCGUAAGCGCGAGCGCGAGCGCGAGACCGAAUCCGCACGGAGUGAGCGUGUACGAGAGGAUACCGAGCCUCGUGGGAUAUGGAGUGAGCAGCGGCGCGAGCAGGGCAAGAGUGAGCGCGGGGUCGCCGAGCUCGAUAGGACCGAGCCAGCAGACAGCAGGAUACGGAGUAAGCGUCGGCGAGAUAAGCAGGAGAGCGAGGGGUUCGAGAUCGACCAGCGCAAGCGUCGGCGCGGGCGUAAUCAUGAGAGCGAGAGCGUCGAGCUGGACAAACGAAGCAAUCCCCAACUCGAGGCGGAGCCCGAGCCCAGCACCGAGUCCAAGUCCAGCACCAACCACAAUACCGCGCGAGGGAACGAGCCUCCUCGGACCUCACGGAGCGAAAUCCAUCCGACGCCAGGAGUCAUCCUCCGCAUCCCCCGCUUCGCCAACCUACCUUACCAACCCAUAAACCUCCACCCACCGGCCCCCCUAGCCUACUCAGGUCUGGCUCCUCUACCCAAUUCCGCCCACAAGUCUCCUCAGCCCAGCCAGUCCUCUCAACCCAUCCCACCUACUCAACCCUCCCGCAGCACAACCCACUCUCCCCCUCCUGGUCCCCGCCCGUUUCCCGAUUUUGUACGUUUCCUCGUUCCCCCUCGUCCCGUCUCUAUCAUCGAGAUCCGGCGCACGCCAACACCCCCACCACUUCCGACUUGGCCUGAGGUGGGAUGGCUCAACCCUCUCCUCCCUCCCCAGCGGUCACGGCGGCGUGGAAAGAGCGUAGAAGAGUUCCGCGCGUUCGUGAAGCGCACGAAUGAAGCGAUUCAAUUGGAAGUGAGUUCGGGCGGAUUGGGCACGAGAGAUAUGCCCAAUAUGGCACCGUUCUCGCAAUUGAUACUCCGCCCUCACAAGCAGAGGCACCAUCAAAAGAGCCCGCCAGUACCACUCAACCCGAGCAAGUUGAAGUCCGAUUACUCAGCCUGCAACCUGGGCGGACAUUUCUUCAUUGGUCGGUCCGACCGGCCACCCUAUGCUUUCUGCACUGUCCCGCCGUUCAUUGCACCACGCAGAAACUUGCGUUGGAUCAUGAAGGGCGAGGUGAUCGAAAGCGAAUACGUCGCCGAGACUGGGGCGAGUAACAUGAAGGUCAAGAUUCCUGAGAAGGUCAAGAUUCCUGAGAAGGUCAUGGCUGUAAAUGACAAGGAUAAGUGGAAGUGCCGAUUCUGGGCGUGA